Messenger RNA from Penaeus monodon (black tiger shrimp), 3381 nucleotides. RefSeq lists its product as uncharacterized. Gene Ontology annotation, biological process: SCF-dependent proteasomal ubiquitin-dependent protein catabolic process. The record is from RefSeq and is a predicted model, not a curated record. Bases 26 to 2038 code for a protein of 670 amino acids. Gene Ontology annotation, cellular component: SCF ubiquitin ligase complex. Lineage: Eukaryota; Metazoa; Arthropoda; Malacostraca; Decapoda; Penaeidae. The transcript has 8 exons.
CAAACUCUUCUUUGUCUACAGCACAAUGCCGUGUAGGAAGAGUGUCUUGUCUUUAGGGAACCUCUGUGUUCUGAGCAUAACCCAGCUGCUGGUAGACGUCAUUCAUCUCAGCAGCGAAGAGGGACAAGACAAGGCUAAGUGCACUGACCAGCAAGAGAAAUCAACAGGUGUGAGUGACCAGUCCUCAGAUGCCAGUCAGAAGCAGGAUGAAGCAACAGGUGCAGCUCAGCAGAAUGACACCUCAACAAGUGCCACUGUGGAGGAGCAGGUGCAACUCCAGAAUACCACAGAAGAGAAGGCACAUGCAGAGGGUACGGCCGAGGAGCCACGACAGCCAGAUAUGUGUAAUCAUGAUGAUUCAGUAAAUCAUAUGCAGGAAAUGGAGGAGAAGAGUAGUGAUGAGAAGACAGAGAAGACAGAGCAGAAGGAUGAAAAGGUAAAGAAGGAUGGUACAGAUAGUGAUAACAGAAGAGAGAAGGAAAAGGAUAGUCAUAGUGGUGGUUCCCAGGAGGAUAUGAGGGAAAGAUUAGGAACGCUAAGACAGGAGUUGGGCGUGCAAUUAACAUCCCACUCUCACGUAAUGCUGCACGAGCUCCUCUUCUCGAACAUCAUAACGCGCCUAGACCUGCUGUACAUGCGGCAGAAGAAGAUACGGAAGGCGGUGCAAGACAUCCUACCUCAUUUUCUCAACUCUUCUUUGAGGGAACUUGACUUCGGCAGAACAAAGAUGUUCUCAGAGCAGGAGAUGUGUAAGAUUCUUUUUGAUAACCUACACAAGGCUGUAAACCUCAGGAAGUUAAUGAUUGGACGAUCUUGUUAUUGGCGGUCGAAGAUUUUUGAAAACCUGUGCACAAAACUCUCACACUUGCCUCACUUGACAGAGUUAGGGAUUCAAUAUAUUUGCACCCCUGAAAUGAUCAGUGGCCUCUCAGAAUCAUGUCCUCUGCUGUGUGAACUAAAUUUAAAGGGUUCAGAAAAGAUAACAGACCAGCAGUGUGAGGAGAUAGCCAAGUGCGCAAGCCUCAAGAUGCUCGACAUCUCCGGGACACGGAUCACAGGGAAAGGUUGCUGGAAAAUUGUGGAUUCCAUAAAGAAUCUUUCAUGGCUGCAGCACUGUGCCUUCAACUGUAACUCCGACUCACUCCUGUUUGAAUCGAGAGCAGAUCUCUUUGACCGCAUCAAGGAGCAGCUGAUCCACGGUGACGCAACCACGCUCGUGCGGCCAGACCUGAGCAUGAGGGAUGAGAGAUUCAACCUCAAGAACUUCUGGCUCUUUAACCCCCAGACGGAGGACUUGCUCACCUCGGUUCUUUUCCCGCACCUGGAACACAUACGGCUGGAUUUUGUGUUUCAGGACAUGACGGAGGAGCCUGACGUUUCCAUGCUCACCGCGCAGCCAAAGCUGAAAAAACUGCAAGCCAACUUGUACGACCGGUGUUCAGUGGACUUGGUGAGACGCAUGGUGGAAGCCUGUGGAAGCCAGCUCACGGUGCUAGAUCUUCAUUUGGCUGACGACUGGUUCUUUGUCGCUGAGGCACACAAUGUUGUAGCCAGCUGCUGCCCGAAUCUUGUAAAUCUGACAUUUUCUGGUGACUAUAAGGCCAGGUACAGUCUAGAGGACAGCGAUGAGCGGUUAGACAUGGGCAUUCCAGCUCCGGCCCAUCAGCACCUAGAACACCUCAAUCUGACAGGUGUGAUUAGUAACCGCCGCCUGAGAUUCGUGCUGAGCCACACGCCAGCCCUCCGCACCCUCCACUUAGAUGGGGAGCUAGAGUGGCUGCAUGAUGCGACCUUCACCUCCAUUCUGGAGACUAACCCACUGCCAGAUCUUGAGGAAGUCUGGUUCAAUGUCUCAACCACUGUCACAUUAGACACCGUGCGGUUGUUACUAAUGCACGAGAACUCUAUACGGUGCAUUGGACGCCUCUGCCACAUGGGGGCUGCUACCAUGGAGGAGUACCAGGAACUGCUCAGCCUUGUACGAGAGCAUAAUUUAGACACAAAGUUAAUCUGGGUAACAGAUGAGCGGGUAAAGUAGAUGUUUAAAGCAAGGAUAAAGGACUUUGUGAGCUAAUUUGAAGACCUCAAGUGAACCUUAUAUCUUUAUGUAUAGGUAAGCAUAAUAUAUGUUUGUAUAUAUGUAUAUGCUUUUUAUUGAUAUCAAAACAAUGAAAAGUGAGUGGAUGAUUUGAAUGAAUGGACUUUCUGGUCAUUAUUAUUUAUGCAAUUUUAUUUUUGUAAAGGCACCUUCCUUUCCCAACCACAUUUUCUGCAUUAGCAAUAUGUUGUAUCCAUGAAUAUAUCUGUUAUAUUUGCAUGAACUUCUUCAUGCAUAUCAGGAUCAGAUUGCUGUUGUAUCUGAAGUGUAAAGAUAAUUCUGACAUUAUAAUAAUGUUACUGUAUAUUACUAUAUGAAGUAUUUUGUAUUGAGCUGCAUGCAUAGACGUUAUGCAAAAGAAGUUAGGAAUUUCUGAAGAAACUUAGGAAAAUAUUCAUUGGAUAUUUUUUUUAAGAUGUAUCAAAAAAGUUAGUACCUGUAUUGGAAACAAAAAGAUGUUCAAAUUUUCUUUCUUAUGGUCCUAAGAAGGAAGUUUAGUUUAUGUUGUUUUCUUUCAUAACAUUUUUCCAUUUUAAUGUAUUCUAUCUUUUUAUUUAUUUAUAUAUUUAUUUCUUGUGUACAGAAACUAAUGACUGUUGGACAAUUAGAGAGAUGUUUGUGGUACUACCUUUUGAAAAAAAUAUUGUUUGUUUGUGGGCUUUGUUUAUCAUUUCCCAGAUGUUAGGUUAGUUGUCUGUUUGUCAUCUGGCCGUUUGCACUAAUAAAAGCCGCGGAAAGUUGUCUGACAAUAAUUUCGUAAGUGUCUUACUCCGAAUUGAGGCUGUGAGAUAACAACAGAUCCACAGAUUUUUAUGCUGUUUUAAUUACUCUUAACAAGAUUUUUUUUUUUCUUCUUCUUUUUUUUUUUUUUUUUCUUUCUUUUUUCUUUUUCUUCUCUUCUCUUCUCUUCUCUCCAUUCUUGAAUAUAACACUGGAUUGGACUUGGUUCAUGCACUGAGAAGAUAGUAACUGCUGUGGAAUACCAUAUAAUAGUAACUAGAUGUUCUGCUAUAUUACUUUUUUUUUUUUUAGAUUUAAUUACAUUAAUUUUGCCAUUCAUGCUCAUAUUGAACAAACAGAAAGUUUCAAAUGCAGUAUUAAAUUAACAUGAUUAUAGAAUGCACUUCAUGUCUGCAUAUAAAGAGAUACCUAUUCAAAAUGAGGAGUAAUUAUGAAGUGAAUGUUAAAAUCUCUUAGGACUGUUGUGGUCUCCCUCGGACCAUUGUAUCCUGCAGCAUGUUCAGUAACAUGCCACUUGAAUAAACUUAUUGCUCGAGAUUCAA